Messenger RNA from Alexandromys fortis (reed vole), 3600 nucleotides. It is a transcript of the gene Chuk, whose product is annotated as component of inhibitor of nuclear factor kappa B kinase complex. Gene Ontology annotation, biological process: tumor necrosis factor-mediated signaling pathway; positive regulation of transcription by RNA polymerase II; peptidyl-serine phosphorylation. Bases 73 to 2325 code for a protein of 750 amino acids. Gene Ontology annotation, cellular component: cytoplasm; IkappaB kinase complex. The record is from RefSeq and is a predicted model, not a curated record. NCBI's taxonomy places the organism in Eukaryota, Metazoa, Chordata, Mammalia, Rodentia, Cricetidae. The transcript has 21 exons. Gene Ontology annotation, molecular function: IkappaB kinase activity; ATP binding.
GCGCGAGCCUCGGCAGCCCGGAACCGGCCUUGGACCGGCGGCGAAGUCUGAGGCGGCUGGCGCUCCCGCCCCAUGGAGCGGCCCCCGGGGCUGCGGCCGGGCGCGGGCGGCCCCUGGGAGAUGCGGGAGCGGCUUGGCACCGGCGGCUUCGGGAACGUCUGUCUGUACCAGCACCGGGAACUUGAUAUCAAAAUAGCAAUUAAGUCUUGUCGCCUGGAGUUAAGUACCAAAAACAGAGAACGCUGGUGCCAUGAAAUCCACAUGAUGAAGAAGUUGGACCAUCCAAAUAUCGUAAAGGCCUGCGAUGUUCCUGAGGAACUGAAUUUUUUAAUUAAUGAUGUGCCUCUUCUGGCAAUGGAGUACUGUUCUGGAGGAGAUCUCCGGAAGCUACUCAACAAACCAGAAAAUUGUUGUGGACUUAAAGAAAGCCAGAUACUUUCUUUACUGAGUGACAUAGGAUCUGGGAUUCGAUAUUUGCAUGAAAACAAAAUUAUACAUCGAGAUCUAAAACCUGAAAAUAUAGUUCUUCAAGAUGUUGGUGGGAAGAUAUUACAUAAAAUAAUUGAUUUGGGUUAUGCCAAAGAUGUUGAUCAAGGAAGUCUCUGUACAUCUUUUGUGGGAACAUUACAGUAUUUGGCUCCAGAGCUCUUUGAAAAUAAGCCAUACACAGCCACUGUGGAUUAUUGGAGCUUUGGGACCAUGGUAUUUGAAUGUAUUGCUGGAUAUAGGCCUUUUUUGCAUCAUCUGCAGCCAUUUACCUGGCAUGAAAAGAUUAAGAAGAAAGAUCCAAAGUGUAUAUUUGCUUGUGAAGAGAUGACAGGAGACGUUCGGUUUAGUAGCCAUUUACCUCAACCAAACAACCUUUGUAGUUUAAUAGUAGAGCCCAUGGAAAGCUGGCUACAGUUGAUGCUGAAUUGGGACCCACAGCAGAGAGGGGGACCUAUUGAAACUACUUCGAAGCAGCCAAAAUGUUUUGUGUUAAUGGAUCACAUUCUCAACUUAAAGAUAGUGCACAUCCUAAAUAUGACUUCUGCGAAAAUCGUUUCUUUUCUGUUGCCAUGUGAUGAAAGUUUUCAUUCACUGCAGUCUCGUAUUGAGCGUGAAACGGGAAUCAAUACCGCUUCCCAAGAGCUUCUGUCUGAGACAGGGAUUUCUCUGGAUCCUCGGAAACCAGCCUCUCAAUGUGUUCUCGAUGGAGUUAGAGGCUGUGAUAGCUACAUGGUUUAUUUGUUUGAUAAAAGUAAGACUGUAUAUGAAGGACCAUUUGCAUCCAGAAGUUUAUCUGAUUGUGUAAAUUAUAUUGUUCAAGACAGCAAGAUACAGCUUCCAAUUAUACAGCUGCGUAAAGUAUGGGCUGAAGCAGUGCACUAUGUAUCUGGGCUAAAAGAAGACUACAGCAGGCUUUUUCAGGGACAAAGAGCAGCAAUGUUAAGUCUUCUUAGAUAUAAUGCUAACUUGACAAAAAUGAAGAAUACUUUGAUCUCAGCAUCACAACAACUCAAAGCUAAAUUGGAGUUUUUUCACAAAAGCAUUCAGCUUGACUUGGAGAGAUAUAGUGAGCAGAUGACUUAUGGGAUAUGUAAGUGUCUGGCUAUAAUGUAUUUGCCCAGGAUGUGGGUCUGGGUGGUAGCCAAGCUGAUUGGUCCUGGCCGUUGGGUUGGUGUCAUUGGAUACCUUGAGGAUCAGAUUAUGUCUUUGCAUACUGAAAUCAUGGAGCUUCAGAAGAGCCCCUAUGGAAGACGCCAGGGAGACUUAAUGGAAUCUCUGGAACAGCGUGCCAUUGAUCUCUAUAAGCAGUUAAAGCACAGACCUACAGAUCACUCCUACAGCGACAGCACAGAGAUGGUGAAGAUCAUUGUGCACACUGUGCAGAGUCAAGACCGUGUUCUCAAGGAGCUGUUUGGUCACCUGAGCAAGUUGUUGGGCUGUAAGCAGAAGAUUAUUGAUCUACUCCCCAAGGUGGAAAUUGCCCUCAGUAACAUCAAAGAAGCUGACAAUACUGUCAUGUUUAUGCAGGGAAAGAGGCAGAAAGAAAUAUGGCACCUCCUUAAAAUUGCCUGUACACAGAGUUCUGCCCGCUCUCUUGUAGGAUCCAGUCUAGAAGGCACAGUAACCCCUCCAGCAUCAGCAUGGCUUCCCCAUAUGUUACCAGAACGCGACCGUCCUCUGACAUGUGUGGUAACUCCUCGCGAUGGAGGGACGUUAACACAAAUGAUAGAAGAAAAUCUGAACUGUCUUGGCCAUUUAAGUACUAUUAUUCGUGAAACAAAUGAGGAACAGAGCAGUAGCAUGUCGAGUCUUGAUUGGAGUUGGUUAACAGAAUGACUCGCCAUUUGUUCACUGUCCUCAAGCCUAUGACAGUUGUUUCUGCGCAUGUUCGACAUUCACCUUUGCCCACUGAAGCCGUUCUUCACACACCAGUCAGCAGAGGAGACUAUGAAUGACUUUACAAGCACAGUAUCUUGAUUCUUUUGUAAUGAUUGUGACCUCUGAACAGACAGAAUUUUAUUACAGACUAAUGAAGUUAAUUAUUUUUAACACUGCCGCUAUCUAGAGAGAUCAUUAGUAACCUGCUUAUCUUUAAAAUUGACAAAAUACUACUUGUUUAACUGAUUAAAUAUAUACAUAUUUUAAAGACAGGGUUUCUCUGUGUAACAGCUUUGACUGUCCUGGAUCUUGCUUUGUAGACCAGGCUGGCUUCGAACUCACAGAGAUCCACCUGCUUCUCUCUUGAGUACUGAGAUUAAAGGCCUGCACCACAACUGCCAAGUCCAGUGUUCAUUUUAAGUAAAAGUUGCCUACUCAUGUUUCUGUGGAAGAGACUGCCCACAAGUAAAAUUGUUUCCUGAAGACUAGCCUGUCUCCUUGUGUUGUUCUUAGGAAGUGCUCUACCUGGCUUCAUAAGAGAGUUAGAUGAAUUCCAUCUCUAACCACACAUGUAAUAGUGUCAUCUUCUUAAUAAGGGAUUGCACAUGUGUGCCUUUGAUAUUGACUGACCGUAAUGAAUUGUAUUGUAUUCUGUAUGUAUAUGUAUUUAAGGUGUACAUUUAAUAAUAUGAAAGAGGAGAUGCCUGUUAAUUUAUAAUGUAUUUGAAGGUUGUAUGUUUUUGCAUUUGUAAAAAUGGGUCACUUGUUUAAACAAUCUUUUGUGUUUUGUCAUACAAGUUUUAAAAGUUUGCAUUCCUUUAUUUGUAAUUAUACUCUCAAAAUCCAAGAAGUUCUGAAAACAAGGUUUUCCUAAGCUUGGUAACAAAAUUCAUUUGCUUCUGGAUCUAUUCUGACUUGACACUGAAUCUGUUUAUCCCAUUUUGUGUGAAUGUUCAUUUAUUUUACUACAUAAAUAUUAAUGUGUUUGAUUACUGGGGGUGCUGCCACAAACUCUUUUGUGAGGGUUGAUGCAGUAUGGUAUAUGCACUGAAUGACCUUUCUAAAAUCUGAAAAUUUCAUAAUUCUGAAACAUCUAGACUUAGGGGUUUCAGAUAAAAGAUUGUGGAUUUCUGCCUUCUGUUAAAUAAUUUAGAAGGUGUUAUUUUGUUUAAAAAUGUGAAAUGCUUUUAUAUCCUAGUUUUUCACUUUGCAUAUUAAAUGAUUUUAAAAUUG